AGCUUCAGCGGAAGUUCGCAGCGACUAAAGAUGACACCGUGGCUGCUGAACAGUUUGGCAGCGGGUCUGCUGGCUCUUUUCGUCUACCAGAGGAUGUUUCAUCCCUUCUUUUGGGCAGAUUUGAUUUAUUACUUAAAGCUGCGCGGAUACACAAAGGCGCUGCGGGCUCGCGCGCGCGCUGGAACUGUGACGUUCACAGACUGUUUUCGCUUCCAGGCGGCAAAAAACCCAAACAAGGCCUUCAUUAUCUACCAGAACCAGACUCUGACCUACCGGGACGUGGACAGGAGAAGUAACCGCUUCGCCAGCACUUUCCGGGCGGAUGCGGGUCUGGCGGCGGGAGACGUGGUGGCGCUGUUGAUGUGCAACGAGCCGGACUUCGUGUGCGUGUGGUUCGGACUGUGCAAACUGGGCUGUGAAGUGGCCUUUGUCAACGUCAACAUUAAAGACGCUAAUCUGCUGCACGCUUUCCGCAGCUGUGGAGCCACGUCAGUUGUUGUUGGCGCAGACUUGGUACAUUUGCUGGAAGAGGUCCAGCCUGAACUGAAGGAGGACAACAUCAGUGUGUGGGUGGUCGAUCACACUUCACCCACUGAGGGGUUCAACAGUGUCCUUGAUAAGCUGGAUCGCAUGUCUGGAGAACCUUUAAGUGACCUUCCUAAAGUUGAUAUCAUGUCAAACUUCCUCUUUAUCUUUACUUCAGGCACUACAGGUGUUUCCAAAGCGGCGCGCGUUGGUCAUCUUAAAGCCGUUAGGUCCAUGUCGUUUUUUCACUUCUGUGGAGCCACAGCUGAUGAUAUCAUCUACACCACGCUGCCCCUGUACCACAUGUCCGCCUCGCUGUUAGGGAUUGGAGGAUGCAUCCAGCUCGGUGCAACUUGUGUCUUAAAAAAGAAGUUUUCUGCCAGUCAGUUUUGGAAGGACUGCGUGAAGUACAACGUGACUGUGGUGCAGUACGUCGGAGAGCUCUGCCGAUAUUUGGUCAACCAGCCCACGGUUCCAGAGGAAAGGGCUUGCAGUGUUCGUUUAGCAGCAGGAAGUGGCCUCAGACCAGAUGUUUGGAAGGAAUUUGUCAAGCGCUUUGGGAGGAUCACGAUCAGGGAGGGUUACGGUUUGACUGAGGCCAGCAUCGGUUUCCUUAAUUACACCGAUGAGAUUGGCGCAAUUGGACGAGCGAGCUUCUUUAACAAGCUUUCUCUUCCAUUCGCGCUCUUGAGAUACGACCCGCAAACACAUGAACCGAUCCGAACAGACUCUGGAAGAUGCAUUCAAGCACAAACUGGAGAGGCAGGUAUCCUGGUAGCGCCGGUAUCAGCCAUGAACCAGUUUCUGGGCUAUGCUGGGAACAAGGUCCAGUCUGAGAAAAAACUCCUCAGAGAUGUGUUUAAGGUCGGAGAUAUCUAUUUCAAUACUGGAGACCUUCUGAUCUGCGAUCACAGGGGCUUCCUUUAUUUCCAUGACCGUAUCGGAGACACUUUCAGGUGGAAAGGAGAGAAUGUGUCCACAACUGAGGUGUCAGAGGUUUUAGGUCGUCUAGAUUUUAUCCAGGAGGCCAACGUCUAUGGUGUGGCAGUACCAGGGUGUGAAGGCAAAGCCGGCAUGGCAGCUGUUGUCUUAAAAGAAGACCAUAAAUUAGAUGGUCCAGAACUUUACAAGCACCUUGUCAAAACACUUCCUGCCUACGCCUGGCCGUGGUUUCUCAGACUGCAGAGAGUUCUUGAAGUCACUGAGACCUUCAAGCAGCAGAAGAUGAAGCUGGUCCAGCAGGGUUUUAAUCCACAGGUCACACUGGAUCCUCUGUAUUUCUUAGAUGUGUCUCAGAAGGACUACAUUCCUCUGACUAUGUCUCUGUAUGAAGACAUUGUGUCUGGAAAAAUCUGUUUUUAAAUCCUUCAUAUGUGGGUUAGAACCUGAGAUGAUAAAAUGUAGCUAGACAGGUGACGUUCCUACUAAGUCCAUAUUCUCAUUGAUUUGGAUUUACCACCCUGCUGAGUCAUUUUUACAGUCACAGCUGAGUGUCUCAGAUUCAGUUGAAAACUAACUCUGUGUAGAAGCUGAUUUAGGUUUUUCUCUGUUUCCACAGUGGUCAUUGAACAAAUCACUAAAAGUAACUGAUCAACCUCAGUAUCCAAAGACAGAGUUUGUGUAAAACCAUAAAACCAUGAACCAUAAAAAAGAUUCCAUGAGGAUCUGACAUAUCCUCACUCAUGUCUCCUCAAAGAAUCCUCAUCCUCAAAGUGUAAAAUAGAGAAAAAAAAAUCCUUUCUGAUGGAGGAUCAGCUGAGCCCAUUGGUCCUCUCUUCCUGCAUCAGUGGCUUCUGUUGGUCAAGGAAAAGUGGUUGUUGGGUGGUUUUCAAUUGGAAAGUCGGGUGUUGGGUAUUUUUCUGUUAGAGGCCAUUGGGAGGUGAUGGUCUAGUGGUUAAGGCGUUGGGCUUGAGACCAGAAGAUUCUUGGUUCAAAUCCCAGCCUGACUGUAAAAACACUAAGGGCCCUUGGGCAAGGUCUUAAGUGCCCUAUUGCUC
Messenger RNA from Thalassophryne amazonica, 2522 nucleotides. RefSeq names its product long-chain fatty acid transport protein 6. Bases 31 to 1887 code for a protein of 618 amino acids. The record is from RefSeq and is a predicted model, not a curated record. NCBI's taxonomy places the organism in Eukaryota, Metazoa, Chordata, Actinopteri, Batrachoidiformes, Batrachoididae. Gene Ontology annotation, molecular function: long-chain fatty acid-CoA ligase activity; long-chain fatty acid transmembrane transporter activity. The transcript is spliced from 10 exons.